UCAAGGGUCGGGAGGCACACCAUUGCUGCAAAUAGUUUGCAACGGCGACGUAAUUUUCGAUUUGCUGCUGCCGAUAUCUGGGAAAAUUGAAAUAUGGGUAAUUCAGAGAAUGAAAAUCUCAGUGUCGUUUUGUAUAAACGAAGAGAAGAGAAACCGCAGUGUGAUAUUGUUCUGGAAAAUCGCCCAGUACGAGAGCCAGCUGAUGAUGAGGUUGUCCUUAAAAUGAAUUCUGUUGGGAUCUGUGGAUCAGAUGUUCAUUAUUGGUUGAAUGGAAGAAUUGGUGAUUUUAUUAUGAAAGAGCCAAUGGUUAUUGGUCAUGAGGCAGCUGGAACUGUCGUGAGAUGUGGAAAAGACGUAAAACAUUUGAAACCAGGUGACAGAGUUGCGAUUGAACCAGGAUAUCCAUUAUGUUCUGAUGAAUUUAGUAAAUCUGGCAGAUACAAUUUGAGUCCUGUAUAUUUCUGUGCUACGCCACCUGAUCACGGAAACCUACAAAGAUUUUAUACUCAUAAAGGAUCAUUCUGUCACAAACUACCUGACAAUGUAUCAUUUGAAGAAGGCGCUUUAAUAGAACCUCUAUCUGUGGGCAUUCAUGCAUGUCGCAGAGCUCAAAUUGGUCUUGGACAUCGAGUUUUAAUUUGUGGUGCAGGGCCCAUCGGACUUGUAUCUCUCUUAUCAGCAAAGGCGAUGGGAGCGGCUUCAAUUGUAGUCACAGAUCUUUCUUCAAAUCGCCUCGACAAAGCUAAAGAGCUUGGAGCAAACUUUACAUAUCAAAUAAAACUGGAUGAAAAACCUCAAGAUGUUGCAAAGAAAAUUGAAGAAAUGCUUGGAGGGAUGCCAGAUCGCACUAUUGAAUGCACUGGAGCAGAAUCAGCAGUACAAACAGGGAUAUAUGCCACCAAGUCAGGAGGUUGCUUACUUCUUGUUGGUAUGGGACCACAGAAUGUUACUGUUCCUCUUGUAAACGCAGCUGUUCGUGAAGUUGACAUCAAAGGCGUAUUUCGUUACUGUAACACUUGGCCUACUGCUAUCAGCAUGCUUGCGUCUGGUCAAAUCAAUGUAAAACCACUGGUGACGCAUAGAUUCCCAUUGGAAAAAUCGCAAGAGGCUUUCGAGUAUACUAGAGAUGGAAAAGGAAUAAAAGUAAUGCUGAAAUGUGAUCCAGAAGACCAGGGUGCUUAAAUUCAAAGUAUAAUUGUGGAGACAGUGAGUGUAAUUGAGAUUGCAAAAAUGGUGCUUGUUAUCAAUAUGAUGAAAUAUAAUCAAAUGAAAAUAGCUCUGAUUUAGCGUUCCCUUCAAUAUAUCAUUAACAUUUAUGGAACUCUAUUCAAAUACUCGAUGACCUGAAAUUGUUUCUUACUUUGUCUCUUCUAUUCCAUCCGCCUCAGUGUGUAAUUCGUGGAAAAUUUCACCUUGUUGUGAUUUAGUGUGUGCCAAAGUUUUAAAAUAAUCUUGUUGCAUUACACACCACGUUCGAAAAAUUGUUGGGAUUGUGAACAAACUUCCAUAAACACAUAUAACAAACUUCAAUAAAACAUGUCCUGAAAAACUAUCGCUUUGAAGAUGUUUUUGAUGGGCCGAAUUUGAAAUGUUCGGCUGCAAAAGAGAAAUAUCGAUGUGCAGCACUGAAUGAUUCUGUUCGCAUGCCACGCUCGAGCCUAUUGUGUGUCACAUUCGGCGUGUGCCCUGUAUUGUGCAAUCCUGAUUUGGUGCAAAGUGCUCAUUUUAUUGAUAGACAACAAAUUUUGAAUGUUCGAUUUCUGAAAUAAGUUACUAUGAAUGUAUGUGCCACUAGCAGGCGGUGAAUAUUUAUCAAAGCAUUGUAUUCUGGCUGUCUGUUGCUACUAAUGUUAUAUAGUAUAUAUAUGUGUUUAAGUUAUUACUUAUCGAUCGGUAUGUAUGUUGAUAGGUAUUUGUCUGUUUGUUUCACUUUCGUAUGUUACGUGAUAUCCCACGAAAGCGAGGUUGAAUAUGCUCCAAUUUUUGCGUUUGCAUUCAUUAUAUCUCGGACCAGAAGCCUAUUGAUUUUGGAUGAAUUAUGUUGUAUACUUAGCGAGUUAUUAAUUAAUUAGUGAUGGGACACGUCACACGCGGUGUCGCUGUUGAGUCAGAGCGAAGGAAUCGAAGCUACAAGAUCGAUAAGUCGGCGGUCUCCAAUCGCUAUCUAGUUUAUGUUCAUUAUUUGAUAACCUUCUACUUCAGGUACUGUUCUGAUAUUUUUUGCAUCCCAAAGCAAAUUUUUGAACAAACAUUUUGUAUCAGUCAAUCACUAAUGGCUUUGAUGGCAAACUUGUGUGCAUUUUUUUAUUUGAAGUAACAAUUAAUAUGUGCCAAAGUUUUUUUCAUUCACCAUCAACCAUUUCUUAUAGAGCACCGAAUUAUAUAUUCAUAUUUGAUAUACUGAGACCAGAAGUUUUUACUACACCCCAGGUCUGGUUAUUUUUCAGUGAUUUGAGCAACUUCGUUCAUUGUUAUAAAUCUCCUUUGGGAAAAUUGUAGCCAUUUUCUCAUUCAAAUGAACGAAUGUAUAAUACUAUCGAUGUCAUUGUAUUAGUAAUUAUAAACAGCUUGAUUUGCGAUUUUAUUAGCAAUUUUUAUCAUUUUAAUAACCAUGUAAAUGAACUCAUAAUAAAUUUUUUAUAAUUCUACUAAUUUCUAAUACACAUCCUUCUAUAAACUAAAGAGGUAUUUUGCUGUUAUUGAAUCAUUUGAGGUCGCAUUGGAUAUCAUGUAUCGUAGAGAACAACUGUUUGAACUAUGAUGGUAAAAAUUUUCAUUGGGUGUUGAAAAAUUUAGUUGCCUUUUAAAUUCAUAUUUUAAUGCUUUGUGUGCAAUAAAUUAUACUUAUAUAAUUAACACUUAA
This is a messenger RNA of Styela clava, 2863 nucleotides long. RefSeq names its product sorbitol dehydrogenase-like. The record is from RefSeq and is a predicted model, not a curated record. Gene Ontology annotation, molecular function: zinc ion binding; L-iditol 2-dehydrogenase (NAD+) activity. Gene Ontology annotation, biological process: D-sorbitol catabolic process. NCBI's taxonomy places the organism in Eukaryota, Metazoa, Chordata, Ascidiacea, Stolidobranchia, Styelidae.